This is a messenger RNA of Panicum virgatum (switchgrass), 615 nucleotides long. RefSeq names its product F-box/kelch-repeat protein At3g06240-like. Bases 1 to 615 code for a protein of 204 amino acids. Gene Ontology annotation, molecular function: protein binding. Lineage: Eukaryota; Viridiplantae; Streptophyta; Magnoliopsida; Poales; Poaceae. The record is from RefSeq and is a predicted model, not a curated record. The transcript is spliced from 2 exons.
AUGAACCUAAAGACGAGCAGGAAGAGGAAGAAGAAGACGAGCACGCCACCAGAACCUGUUCCCGAGCUUUGGGACGAGAUCGUCCAGGACAUCCUGGUCCGGCUGCCUGUCACAUCCCUCCUGCGGUGCAGGGCCGUGUGCAAGGCGGGGCGCGCCAUCAUCUCCGACCCCUUCUUCACCCGGGCGCACCUCCGGCGGUCGGCCUCCAGAUGCGAGCAGAACCCGUGCCUGAUCGUCACCCCGCACACCCUCAUGAUCCCCCGCCUCCCAGGGAAGGAGCGGAAAAUCUAUUCCCCACCCGUCCGGGAGGAGGGCUGGCCGACCGACUUCUCCAACCACAUCCACUUCUACCAGUGGCACCAAGGUGCUUCCAUGGCUGCGUUCAUGCACGCCGAGGACUUCCACGGAGAGUUCAGUAUCGUGCGCCAAUUUGCCCACUGCGACGGGCUGGUGCUCGCUCCCACGGACACCGGCAUCUACCUCUUCAACCCGGCCACCAGGGAAACCGUCAAGCUGCUAUCCAGCAACCGGCAUCGUGGAGGUGUGUACUGCUGCUGCGAUGGCUUGGGUCGAGAUCCGCGCACAGGUGAGUACAAGGUAGUCCAGGCCUUCUAG